This is a messenger RNA of Epithele typhae, 1107 nucleotides long. RefSeq lists its product as uncharacterized. Lineage: Eukaryota; Fungi; Basidiomycota; Agaricomycetes; Polyporales; Epitheliaceae. The transcript is spliced from 5 exons. Bases 1 to 1107 code for a protein of 368 amino acids. The record is from RefSeq and is a predicted model, not a curated record.
AUGUCUGUCUCACCUCCCAUUCGCCGGUUAUCAACCAGUUCCAGCAGCAGAGAGGACCUCAUCUAUCAGUAUGAAGCUGAAGAGGAGCGCAUCAUCAACAUUCUAUCCAGGAAGCUGGAGCAGCUGCGAGAGGAGAAGAUUGAACUCGAGAAUGUGUUGGAAGCGGAGUCUGAAUCGCAUGUCAACAGGCUUUCGCGCGAGCUCACAGCAUUGAGGCUGGCUCAACAGCAGCAACAGCAGUUGCAGCAGCCGCAGCCGCAAGCAGGUCCGUCCCACGUGAAUGGCAGCGGGAGCGUAUCUCCCCAAGACUUCCGCACAACGGCCCAACUUGCACAUCUGCUCAGCAGGUCCAAUGGUGAUCCUUCCCCGGACAUGAUCAUCGACGCGCUGAGGAGAGAGAACGAAGCAUUGAGGAGCCGUCUGGUUGAGACAGAACAGGACUUCGUCCGGAUCUCUCGGUUGAACGAGAUCUACAGAGAAGAGCUCAUACAACAUCGACGACGGGUAAGUCUCGCCCUCCUUUCCGUGUUAUAUCAUAACCGAGCCCGCUGUGCAGCUCGCUCUACCUCCGCCUCACCCACCACUUCGAUCCACGCUCCCGCCCACAUCCCCAUCCCUCCCUCGCGCCCCUCCGCUGCCGCGGUCCCUAUCCCUCGUCCGCCCUCUCAGAUCCGGCGCCCCCGCGCGCAGCCCGAAUCCACCUCCGCCUCCGCGUCGACGACCCCGCUCUCGCACUCGCCCUCCUCCGCGUCCACCUCCCCGUUCCCGUUCUCGCCCGCCGCGCAGUCGCCGUUCCCCGCGUCCUCGUCCUUCGGGUCGCCCGCGGCCCCGCUCGCGCCGAGCCUGCCCGAGUCCGUCGCGCACUCGCCCAUGGGCUUCCGCUCGCGCCGGAACUCGGCCGCGCGCGUGGCGGAGACCGGGAGCCUCAGGGGGCGGCCGUCGACGCACGGCUUGGGGCAGAGCAGACGGGAGAGUGUCGAGCGGGGGGCGAGGGUGGCCGAGACCGGGUCGCUGGUGCCGAGGCAGCCUAGGGAGAGAGAAGCAAGGUCGGGCGGCGGCGAGGGUUGGAGUGUUGGUGCUAGAGGUUCCAUGGUGAACGGCCACUAA